Messenger RNA from Carya illinoinensis, 1389 nucleotides. Its product is annotated as ent-kaurenoic acid oxidase 1-like. Bases 1 to 1389 code for a protein of 462 amino acids. The record is from RefSeq and is a predicted model, not a curated record. Gene Ontology annotation, molecular function: heme binding; ent-kaurenoic acid monooxygenase activity; iron ion binding. Gene Ontology annotation, cellular component: endoplasmic reticulum. The transcript is spliced from 4 exons. Gene Ontology annotation, biological process: brassinosteroid biosynthetic process; multicellular organism development; sterol metabolic process. Lineage: Eukaryota; Viridiplantae; Streptophyta; Magnoliopsida; Fagales; Juglandaceae.
AUGGUACUAUUUGGACGUACUGGAAUGUACAAGGCUUUCAUGUUUGGGAGCCCCAGCGUGAUAGUUACAACACCUGAAACAUGCAGGAGAGUUUUGACUGUUGAUGAUGAUAGCUUUAAGCCAGGUUGGCCUCAAUCCACCGUUCAACUCAUUGGAAACAAGUCAUUUAUCGGAAUUUCCUACGAAGAACACAAGCGUCUUCGGUUGUUAACAGCUGCUCUGGUCAAUGGUUACGAGGCAUUGUCCACGUAUGCUAAAUAUAUCGAAGAAAAUGUCGUGUCUUCCUUGAACAAGUGGACAACGAUGGGAGAAUUUGAGUUUCUGACCCAGCUUCGGAAGCUUACUUUCAGGAUAAUUAUGUACAUUUUUCUUAGCUCUGAGAGUGAGCCUGUGAUGGAGGCUUUGGAGAGGGAAUACACAGCUCUUAACUAUGGAGUUAGAGCCAUGGCAAUUAAUCUUCCAGGAUUUUCUUACCAUAAAGCACUCAAGGCUCGAAAGAAGCUUGUGGCUACAUUUCAAUCUAUUGUUGAUGAGAGGAGAAAUCAAAGGAAGGAGUUUGUCUUGCCAAAGAAGAAAGAUAUGAUGGAUGCUUUGCUAGAUGUUGCAGAUGAAAAUGGCAGAAAAUUAUCUGACGAGGAAAUCAUAGAUAUUCUGUUGAUGUACUUAAAUGCAGGUCAUGAAUCUUCAGGACAUACAGCAAUGUGGGCAGCCAUUUUCCUGGAAUGGCACCCGGAAUUUCUUCAAAAAGCUAAGGCACAAAAUAAUUGUUUGCUGGUGGAUAAUCGUGUUCGUAGAGCAGGGAUCCCGUUGGCAUCCAAGUGUGAUUGCUGUGACAAUGGGGGAUAUGAGGAUCAGAGUCAUGUACUGGCACUCGGGACGUUUGCCGAACAGGUAUGGAGCAAAUGUUGCUCUACUCUUGCUAUAUGUCGGAUGGAAGGUCGAAACUGGAAAGACAAAGUAGAAAUAUGGUUUAGGCGUGCUAAAUUUUCAACUCAACCAGGCCAAUUAAUUGGUCUUCUUCCUAGAAUAAUCACUUGGAAGCUAUGGACUCGGUGGUGCAUGGCUAGAAUGGAAGGAAAACAUGAGUCCUUACUUUCGGUGUGGAAUUCGAUUAAAUAUUGGUUGGGUUUGAUUGGGAAAAAUCUGAAGGCUUCUUCCAGAUUAUCUAAGCGAGAUGAGGAGAUAUUGUUGAUGUUUAAUAUACCUAUUAAGCAUAAACAUAUAUCUUAUUUGCCUUCGAAAUGGGUGAAACCAAAGGAAGGUUGGCACAAACUAAAUGUGGAUGGCUGUUCAUUGGGGAACCCAGGUUCAUCGGGUGCAGGCGGAGCUAUUAGAGAUUGCAAAGGGAAGUUAAUUUCUGGUUUCAAUAGCUACUGGGAAUCAAUCUAA